This is a messenger RNA of Dendroctonus ponderosae (mountain pine beetle), 1790 nucleotides long. Its product is annotated as phospholipase A1 member A. Gene Ontology annotation, biological process: lipid metabolic process. The coding region runs from base 403 to 1713 and encodes 436 amino acids. The record is from RefSeq and is a predicted model, not a curated record. Gene Ontology annotation, molecular function: lipase activity. The transcript has 7 exons. NCBI's taxonomy places the organism in Eukaryota, Metazoa, Arthropoda, Insecta, Coleoptera, Curculionidae.
AAGCAUUGUCUACCAGUGCUUCCAACCAGACGGUCAAAUUAGCGAAAAAUGUGUAAAAUCGGUCUUCGGCUCGAAUCCUCACCAGUCGUUUGCAAUUGAGGAAAUGGCAUCGGGUCAUCGCCUAUUUUAAUUGCUAUCAUGCUAAUCUAAUUAGGUAAAUAUAUAACUGUAAUGCGAAAGACCCGGUUUUUUCGAAUCAGACAAACCGAGAAUAUAAAUUUGAAAAGUGCGGCGAUGAGUGUGAUUGGAAUCGCUAACAAAUUGCCGGUCCCAACUACUUUUGUCAGUUGCGGGCUAUUCCGAUUUCGGUUGAUUAAUUAUUAACUUUCUACGAGAUCAGUCUUUAUAAUAAGUACUUAGUGUGUAAUAAUGGUGUCUGAGCGGUAAAAUGGUGCAGGAAUUAUGUGGCUGACGUUUUUCAAAUUGGUCAAAUGGAGGCAUUUUGGUUUUUUAUUUGUGUUGGGCACCGUCAUCAAACAUGUAAAUUCGCAAAUUUCAGUCGACGCCGACGGUCUGUAUCAGCACCAAGUGCGGAAUAAACUCCAGCAGACACUCACCGUUGGAUCGUGUAAAUUCGUAAUAAAUCCGCAAUGCCCCGACCCAGAUGUAACGUUUUUCAUGUAUUCCACUUCGCAUCCAGAAAGUCCAGAACAGAUUUUUGCGUCCACUCAUGUGCGUGGUACCAAUCUGCAUAAAACUGCGUUCAAUUCCUCCAAACCCAGCAAAGUGAUCAUUCACGGGUACAAUUCGAACAUGUUUCUCAGCGCUCUGACCGAACUUAGAAUAGCAUACUUAAAAACCAGCGAUUACAACAUAUUUGCUGUGGAUUGGAGUCCUCUAAACCAGUCGCCCUGCUAUCCAGCAGCCGUUUGGAAUGCUCGCCAUGUUGGAACAUGUACUGCUCAAUUAGUCGAUAGAAUUAGGGAUAUGGGAGCUGUGGAUAUUCAUGUAAUUGGAUUUAGUUUAGGAGCACAUAUAACAAACUUCAUCUCGUUGGCACUUUUGCCCUACAGAUUGCCGAGGAUCACUGGACUGGACCCGGCGCUUCCAGGGUAUUUAUUUGCCAGUAAUGACGAAAAACUGGAUAAAUCUGAUGCAGAAUUUGUGGAUGUGUAUCAUACCAGCGCCUUCAUGCAGGGUAAAGCGCAAGAGAGCGGACACAUUGACUUCUACUUCAAUGGAGGCUCUGUACAGCCAGGAUGUUGGCAAGAAGAGAGUUUCUUGUCGUGCAAUCACCAUCGAGCUCCCAUAUACUAUGCGGAAUCCAUCAAUUCUCUGGCCGGCUUUUGGGGAUACCGAUGCACCAGCUACUUCGACUAUUUGAGGCACAAUUGCCCUCCAAACGAGAUCGAAGUUCUUCUAGGCGAAAGAGUGAACAGAUUCAUUCAAGGAACAUACAUGGUCAUAACAGCAGCAGCAUCCCCUUUUGCGAUAGGGCCAUAUUUUACUGCUAAACUCCUCCAAAAAGUCCAUAACUACCCGAGUGAAGAUGCAGCCGCGCCGAAUGGAGGCCCCAACCUGUUCGAGCUGGCCUUUCCCAUUCCGACUGUGCCGAUUCUCAAUAGAUUUAAUCAACAAAUAGUCAAUCCAUCCACAAUGGAAGAGGACGAACUGUUCAAACAGGUUUUGAUGGAAAAGUUCCCCAAUAACAGUCUAGCUCAAGCGCAGAUUAUUGGAAACGAUUUCGGGAUUUUACGAGUCGGUAACAAUUGACUGCCUAGCCAUUCCUACGCGAAUUAAUUCUAUUUUCCUAACAUUUUUUUGAUAAAUACAUGCAUACGAUGUGAGAA